UCUGAGGCUGGUCUCGUCUGGGUUCCAUAGCUGUUAUGAUGGAGAUAUAAAGAAGUAUCGUAAUAGUUUUUCCUCGUACAUAAAUCAACAGGGUGGGAGCUGCGUUCUCUCCGACCAUGUUUUCUUUUCUCUUCCAGCGUUGUUGAAGCAGCUGAGGAAAACAAAGAAAAAUAAAUGGACUGACUUUCUUCUCUACGAAGCGGUUUUUCAAAAGGCCACAUUCUUAAGAGCUGCCAUUAACGACACGGAGUUGUGAAUAUAUACACCGUGUUUUUUGUUUGUGUACGCAGCCUGCUGUGACUCUCUAGAACGCAUUCAGAGGAAACGCUCGCGCUCUAUCGAACACAAAUGCUCGUCCGGACCACGCGACUGAUGAACGAGCUCGUCUGUGUGGAGGUCACUGUGGACACAUUGUAACUAAAUCAGUCUGAGAUAAUGAAAAUAGAAAAACUACUAAUGGAUGAGGAGGAGUUGUCGGCAGCUAUGUUUGAUUCCAUGAAACCAUCGGACUGACUGUGAUCUGAAUAGAUGACUCUCGUGCUGUGUUCGCACUUCGUCGAUGGAUUCGCCCGUUGGCACGGCCCUGCAGGGCAGCGGCACCAGCAACUACACGGCUGACCCCUCCGGUCCGAGCUUCACCAACCAGCUGGACACUCCCUCACCUGCUGUGCCAAGGGUUGUUUCCAUAGUGACCAGCCUAGUGACCGUCACCACAGAGGUCACAGUAGGGAACACAGGAAACCUGUCGACUUUCGGAGACCAAAGAGUCAGCGAGCUCAGUCUAUUCCACCAGGCGUCCACCCCGUCGGUGCUGAGCGCCGCCGAGAGCAACUCUGUCCUGCAGGGCAUCGCGGUGGCCACCCAGGCCCUGGUGCUCCUCUCCAUCUUCCUCCUCUCCAGCCUCGGCAACUCCGCGGUCGUCGUCGUCAUCAUCAAGCACCGACAGCUCCGGACUGUGACCAACGCCUUCAUCAUGUCGCUGUCGCUGUCCGACUUCCUCACCGCCGUCCUGUGUCUGCCGCUCUCCUUCGUCAUGCUCUUCAGCAAGGAUGGCGCCUGGAUGUUCGGGGAGCGUUUCUGCGUGGCCAGCGGCUUUUUCAACACCUGCUUUGGGAUCAUCUCCACCCUGACUAUGACUUUGAUCUCCUUUGACAGGUACUACACCAUAGUCAGGCAGCCACAGGCCAAAAUAGGGCGCCAGAAAGCGACUCAGUUGUUGAUAGCCGUGUGGGUAACUGCAGUCAUCUUCUCUCUGCCUUGGUAUCUGUUGGUCCGAACACCUACAGAGAUCCAUAAGCGAGGUUUCUACCACUGUAUGUACGUGUUCCACUCUGGGACCUCCCGCAUGGGGACAGCUUACAGUGUCUGCCUUAUCGUCGUGUGUUUUUUACUGCCCUUCUCCCUCAUGUGCUUUUGUCACUACAACAUCUGCAAGACGGUUCGUCUCUCUGAAAUCCGAGUCAGGCCAGUGACCACAUACGCGUACUUGCUGCGAUUCUACAGUGAAAUGCGAACCGCCACCACGGUUCUGAUCAUGAUCGUCUUCAUCAUUUUUUGCUGGGGUCCAUACUGUCUGAUGGGGCUGGUCACGGCAAUGGGGGACUACACGUUCAAUCCUGCGAUGGACACAGUUGCCAUCUGGCUAGCCUGGGCCAACGGAGCCAUCAACCCUCUGAUCUAUGCCCUGAGGAACCCCAAUAUCUCCAUGUUACUGGGGCGGAGCAGAGAGGAGGGCUAUCGGACCAGAAACAUUGCCGCGUACCUCUCCAGCCAAACCCAGAACCGGGAGAUUCGGCUCAACCAAGCGGAGCGGAUAAGGGACCGCUACGUGAGUCGUGUCGGCGUGAAUAAUAUCAGCCAGCUGUCCAGUUCAAGUCCCGGCAAAGGAGGAGGGGGAGGGGAGGUGGCAAUGUGGGCCUGUAAAAACCCUGCUGUGUUCUUCUGCCGGGACGCCCAGCCCGACACUGCGACAGUAGCCAACUCUGUCAGUGCCCCAAAGAUGAAGACUGCUGACACCAGCCUGUGACAUUCUGGGAGAAUGCUUAACCAUCUUACGAGUUUUUUUGUCUUAUCUCUAUUUGUUGUUGUGAAUCUAGAGACUAUCACCAGUUUGUAACAUUUUUUGGAAACCUUAUAGUAUUUGUGUCUUUUCCAAAAUGUUUAUUUGGAUUUUGUUCCAGGAACCAAAAGCAUACUGUUAAAUUACCAAAAAGUUUACACCAUGUGGGAAGACAAAAGUUAGCUGUUACAAUUGAUGGGUACAUGAAAUUCCUUCCUGAUUUUGGAGGACACCAUCAUCAUGCGACCACCUGUAGGACCUCUAGCAUCCUCUCAGUGGUUAAGCAUGGAAGGGAAUGGAAUAUAUUUCUGUAGAAAACCAUGAAAUGUUUGUGUUGCAAAGGUUUUUAUGUUGUUUCAUCUGUAAACGCAGCAUGUGGAUAUGGAAAAAAGAUCAAGCUUUUCCUUAAUCCUAAACCUUUCAUGCUUAAAACAUAUAUGUACAUGCCAUUUUCAGACAUCUCCAGAAAAACACCUCCCAGUUACACCAAGCUUGCAGAGUCAACACAAUUUAUUCAAGAGACGUAUUUGUAAUAUGGACUGCUGUCUCAAAAUCCUCUGCAAACCACGCCUCUUAUUGGUUAUAAUAAAGUGGAUGGUGCAGCUCA
Molecule: messenger RNA, 2666 nt
Organism: Anarrhichthys ocellatus (wolf-eel)
Lineage: Eukaryota; Metazoa; Chordata; Actinopteri; Perciformes; Anarhichadidae
Gene: gpr135
Product: G protein-coupled receptor 135
Exons: 3
Coding region: 560-2026 (488 amino acids)
Biological process (GO): G protein-coupled receptor signaling pathway
Cellular component (GO): membrane
Molecular function (GO): G protein-coupled receptor activity
Source: RefSeq, a predicted model, not a curated record